Molecule: messenger RNA, 822 nt
Organism: Adelges cooleyi (spruce gall adelgid)
Lineage: Eukaryota; Metazoa; Arthropoda; Insecta; Hemiptera; Adelgidae
Exons: 6
Coding region: 1-822 (273 amino acids)
Source: RefSeq, a predicted model, not a curated record
AUGUAUCAAUACAUUCCAAGUAUAAAAAGGAGUAAAUCUAUUGAUUUUGAUUUGACAUUAUUGCAAUCGGAUAUUGCUCAUGGAGGGUUUAAAACGUCUAAGUCGUGUCCGAAUUUGAAAAAAAUACAUGUUCCGCUAGAACAACGCAACGACGACUUGGAAUGGAAAGAGUUGUUAAAAUCACUCAUUGACACUUGGGUUCAAAAGAAAGACACGCAGAUACAAAAUAUCGAGCUUCAAACAUUAUGCCUCGAAGAUUUACUGAGUCACUAUUCUGAGCAAAUGCAAAAGACCUUGAAGAAACACAGGGCGUUGACUAGUGACGUGCAUGACAAGACGGAAGAAUUAAGAUCAUUAGUGCAAGCAGUUGCCGUAGAAAAGCAAAGCCAAAUAGAUUUAAAGGAAAAACUCGGCCGUUUAGAAUUGGAAUAUCAGAACAAAAGCCAUAUCCUAGAACAGCAAAUUACCACUAAUAAAGAAUUAGAAUCUGAAAAACAACAAUGGGUUGAAAAACUUUCGUCAUCGGAACGUUUGUGGGAUUCGGAUUUUAAAAGAAUCACGGCCGUCAACCAGGAAAUAAAGACAACAUUUUCUAGCGAUAUUGUCAACUACAAACUGGCGAAUGGGCAUCUGAUAGACGUCCGGAACUGUUUAGAUAUAUCGAUUGCCAAAAAGAUUGCUAUAAAUCAAGAAUAUAUGAGUAUGAUGAGAAAAAUAAUAGAAUAUCAAGAAGCUACGCAGAUGAGAAAAAUGAUAAAAAAAUCUAUUUAUGCAGGGUCGUUGAUGUUUUUGGAUGAGUUAAUACGAUUUUUAUCAUUUUAA